This is a messenger RNA of Phycomyces blakesleeanus NRRL 1555(-), 378 nucleotides long. RefSeq lists its product as hypothetical. The transcript is spliced from 5 exons. The record is from RefSeq and is a predicted model, not a curated record. Bases 1 to 378 code for a protein of 125 amino acids. Lineage: Eukaryota; Fungi; Mucoromycota; Mucoromycetes; Mucorales; Phycomycetaceae.
AUGCCUAUUACCGAAGUUAUUACAAGUCGUCCACCAAAUGACCCUAUUGCUUUUAAUAAGGAGAUUGUGACAAUUAUUUCAGAAAUUAAUCCAGAAGAUAAUGCGACCACAACUGCUCGUGUAUCUGCUGCAAUAAAAAAAUACAUGGAUAUUGACAAUACCCAUGGAAUCUUUUUGUUUACUGAUUACCCUUCCACCAAUAGACUUAAUGUGUAUUCUAGACAUAAAUACCCUCAAAAAAAGGACAACUUUGAUAGGUUUACGAAAUUCUUUUUUUUUUCUCUGGGGCUUGAGGUGCAAUGCCUUAUCAUAAAGACAUCUUCGGAACGCCCGGUAAUAGCCGAAUUGAAAAAUCACCUUAGUGUCGUGUUCGUCUAG